Messenger RNA from Nanorana parkeri, 1305 nucleotides. Its product is annotated as keratin, type I cytoskeletal 18-like. Gene Ontology annotation, molecular function: structural molecule activity. NCBI's taxonomy places the organism in Eukaryota, Metazoa, Chordata, Amphibia, Anura, Dicroglossidae. The record is from RefSeq and is a predicted model, not a curated record. The transcript is spliced from 8 exons. Bases 27 to 1271 code for a protein of 414 amino acids.
GUCCGUUUCCUUUUCGUCUUUCCUCCAUGUCUUUCCAAAUGUCUUCCAAUGCCCCCAGUUGGAGGAGCAGUGCCUCCAGCCAGACCGGAGAAUACAAGCUGUCAGGGUCCAGGCUUCAGGCUCUGCGCUCUGGGAUGGACAUGUCAGCCUUGAGGUCCGCCAUGGAUUCCUCUCUGCCCACCAUGCGCUCCGGAAUGGACUCUCUGCUCCAGAACAACCACCAGGAAGCCAUGCAGGAGCUCAACGAGAGGCUGGCCGGCUACCUGCAACGCGUCCGGGGGCUGGAGGAAGAGAACCACAAGCUGCAAGAGGAGAUCGACGAGCUAUCAUCGCAUAAGAACCUGGUGGCAAGGGACUGGAAGACGUACCAGGCGCCCCUUCGGCAGCUCCGGAAACAGGUUGAAGAUCUGAACAUGGACAACGCUAAGAUCCUCUUGCAGAUUGACAAUGCCAGAUUGGCAGCGGACGACUUUAAAGUAAAGUUGGAGGCAGAACAAGCCAUAUGUGAUGGGGUGCAGAAGGACACGCAGGGCCUCCGAAAGAUGAUCGAUGACACCAAUUUCCUACGGAUGAAGCUGGAGUCUGAGGUGGAUGGACUGAGGGAAGAGCUGGCCCACCUUAAUAAGGAUCACAAGGAGGAAGUAGCCGCAAUGCAGGCCCUCAUCGCCAAUAACGACGUGAAGAUAGAGGUCGAUGCCCCCAAGAAACCCGACCUGAACGCGAGCAUUGCUCAGGUCCGCAGCCAGUAUGAAAAGAUGGCCGAGCAGAACCGCUUAGAGGCGGAGAACGCCUACAAAACCAAAUUUGACGCCUUGUCCCAGGAGGCCAAUUUGAACACGAAAGCUCUGGAACAAGCCAAGAAUGAAGUGGCGGACCUGCGCCGUCAGCUGCAAGCUUUAGAAAUGGAACGUCAGACCAUGCAGAAGACGGUGGAUUCUUUAGAACACGUCCUGAAAGAUACGGAAGACCACUACGCCUCCCAGUUAAUGGAACUGAACCGCUCGCUUGCCCGACUCCAAGACGAGCUGGCCGCCUGCCGCUCUGACAUUGAGCGCCAAGUCCGAGAUUACGAGGCCCUGCUGAACCUGAAGUCCAAGUUGGAGAAUGAAAUUCAUGAUUACCGAACGCUGCUGGAGGGGGUCACUGACAAGGAUGGACCCGAGACCCCAAGACAAGGGGCUCCUGCGACCGUCCAGAAAGUGACAACCACCCAGCAGGAGAUUGUUGAUGGAAAAGUUGUCACCUCAUCAUCAAAGGAAGUUGUUAAAUAAAACUGCCACCAUGGGAGAUCAGAACCUCUGUAAA